GAAAAGUGUCAAAUAUUAUUUGUAGGCAUUAAAAUUGAUGAUUUGAGUUUAUAACCUAAAAGAAAUAGAAUUUAUCAAAAUGGAACUAAAUGAACGGAUUUUACAUUAUUUAGAUAAAUGUGAUAAAGUAGAUACGUUAAAAUUGGCUGCUGAAUUCAAUGAAGAUCAUCAAAAAAUUGUUGGUGCCGUUAAAAGUGUUGAAGCACUUGAAAUGGUUGUAUCAGAAGCAGUUAAAACAACGAAAUGGGGUUUAACUGAGGAAGGACAGCUGGUCGCUGAUCACGGCAGCCAUGAAGCUGUCUUGUACAGAAGUAUUCCCGACGAGGGCAUACCUCAGGCAGAAGUUAUGAAGAAAGUACCAAAUGCAAAAGUAGGAUUCAGCAAAGCUAUGUCCUCUGGUUGGAUAUUCAUAGACAAAUCUGGUGGAGCACCACUAGUUAAAAAAAAAAUAGAUACCAUCACUGACACAGUCCAAGAAAACUUGAUUGAAAUUAAGAAAGGAAUAGAUAACUUAACUGAUAGUGUGCGGAAUGAUUAUAAAAAACGCAAGCUUCUACAAGAAAUAACUCUAAAGAGCUUUGUUUUAACAAAAGGACCACAAUUUGCAACGUCUAUAAAGAAAUUAGAGACUGAUUUAACAACCGAAAUGCUUAUGAGUGGAGCGUGGAAGGAGUUGCAGUUCAAACCUUACAAUUUUGAUGCUUUGGGUCAGCCACCAGAAUGUGGCCACCUGCAUCCACUCCUAAAGGUUCGCUCUGAGUUCCGAGAGAUAUUCCUUGAGAUGGGUUUCACGGAGAUGCCGACGAACCAAUAUGUGGAGAGUUCGUUCUGGAACUUCGAUGCGCUGUUCCAGCCACAACAGCAUCCAGCGAGAGAUGCUCAUGAUACCUUCUUCAUCUCCUCACCAGCUAAGAGUACUGAAUUCCCAAUGGAUUAUUUGGAAAGAGUCAAGAAGGUGCACAGCGAAGGGGGCUAUGGAUCACAGGGUUACAGAUACGAGUGGAAGAUAGAAGAAGCCCAAAAGAAUCUACUGCGCACGCACACGACGGCGGUCAGCGCGCGCAUGCUGUACAACCUAGCGCAGCAGAAGGACUUCACCUCGCAGAAGUACUUUAGUAUUGAUAAGGUAUUCCGUAACGAGACGCUCGACGCUACCCACCUAGCGGAGUUCCACCAGGUGGAAGGUGUGGUGGCUGGUCGAGGGUUAGGGCUUGCAGACCUGAUCAGCGAACUGGAUACCUUCUUCCGGAGACUCGGCUUCGACAAGCUGCAGUUCAAACCGGCUUAUAAUCCGUACACGGAACCCAGUAUGGAGAUCUUCGCGUAUCAUACGGGUCUCGGAAAAUGGAUAGAGAUAGGAAAUUCUGGCGUUUUCCGACCAGAGAUGCUCCUGCCCAUGGGUCUACCUGAAGACGUUAAUGUCAUCGCUUGGGGUCUGUCCCUCGAAAGGCCCACUAUGAUCAAGUAUGGACUCAAUAACAUUAGGGACCUGGUCGGCCCUAAGGUAGACCUGCAAAUGGUCCAGAAUAAUCCGAUUUGUAGGCUCGAUAAGUGAUUAAAUGAUAUUUAUUGAA
Messenger RNA from Colias croceus (clouded yellow), 1574 nucleotides. It is a transcript of the gene alpha-PheRS, whose product is annotated as phenylalanine--tRNA ligase alpha subunit. Gene Ontology annotation, biological process: phenylalanyl-tRNA aminoacylation. The transcript has 6 exons. Gene Ontology annotation, molecular function: phenylalanine-tRNA ligase activity; tRNA binding; ATP binding. The coding region runs from base 80 to 1555 and encodes 491 amino acids. NCBI's taxonomy places the organism in Eukaryota, Metazoa, Arthropoda, Insecta, Lepidoptera, Pieridae. The record is from RefSeq and is a predicted model, not a curated record. Gene Ontology annotation, cellular component: cytoplasm; cytosol; phenylalanine-tRNA ligase complex.